AUGAAUUCUGAGGUCGAGCUAACUGUAACGGACGAGUUUUCUAUGUGUUGUCAACCUCUUCUGUCAACCUUUCUUCGUCAUAAGUGGAGAAGGUUGCAGUACCAAGAAGCUACAAGAACACAUAAUCGAAUGGAUGCUUCGAAUUUCAGUGCGGAAGACUUCGCCAGAUGGUUGCGUGCUGGUCGCGCUGAGAUUUACGAAAACCAUGCGUGGGAUUGGGAAGCGACUGCGCGAGGAUUUGGAAUUUCAUAUGUGAUCCUCGGGACACUGGCAAUUUGCAUCAAUUCACUGCUUCUCUGUUCCCUAUUGGCAAGAAGGAGAAAAGCAUUUUCCCAUGCUUUUUAUAUCAUGAUCCUCGAUUUCACCAUUAUUGACACUAUCAAAGGCAUUUCUUCGAUUUUAUUUGCGAUUAAAUUACUGAAAACAGACCUGAAUUCGGACCAAUCACUGUUAUCGAUUCGAAUUGAUCAGUAUAGCGGUGUCCUUCUAAGAUUCACUAAUUUGGCGACGAUUCUCAAUUUGUUAUGCAUCACACUAAACGAGUACGUGUUCAUCUGCUACCCAUUGCGGUAUUCAACUCUGAUAACGAGGAAACGAGUGGUGCUUCUAAUUUUGUGCAUUUGGAUUGUCUCGUCAAGCAUGACCUUCGCUAAUAUGGUCGCUGGUCUCCAGAAUCGCAGCCUCUGGAUAGACGACGAAUGCACAUUUAACGCAAACUCCACCGCUUCCUGCAUCCAUCGACUUGAAUCAUCGAGCUCAGCUCAUUUUGUUUAUUAUUUGGGUAUUGUUGUAUUUUGUGUUGUAUGUCUUGCUGUAACUGCAUACGCCUACAGUAUCCUCCUCAGGGUUGUGUCCGGUGUUGUGAAGGCGGAGAUCAAACAAAAUGCAGAACUGGAGCAUCUCAAAGAUCGAUCCGAAGACGGAGAGCGACGUUUGGAUAAUAAGCACGUCUUGAAGCGACACAAAUACGUCGUAGUUAUCGGUACCGUAAUCGGUGUCUACUCUGUUUACCUGACUGCCUACGCCACUUUACAAGUGUUGCAACUUGUCAAUAUUGCUGAAAAUUCAAAUGGAUUUCGACGUCGAGAUCUCGUGAACCUCAAAUACAUAUGCUACCUUCUUAUUUCUCUUCACUCACUACUUCAACCACUCUGUUAUCUUCGAAUGCGGGAAUUCCGACUGCUCAUCAGAAGAACACUUUGCGGAAGGUUGAGGUACGAUCAACAGGUGACCAACGAGCAGUACUACACAUCGAACGCUCAAAAAGAAGUGAUUGGGAAAGAUUACGUAUGA
This is a messenger RNA of Necator americanus (New World hookworm), 1293 nucleotides long. RefSeq lists its product as uncharacterized. Gene Ontology annotation, cellular component: membrane. The transcript has 12 exons. Lineage: Eukaryota; Metazoa; Nematoda; Chromadorea; Rhabditida; Ancylostomatidae. Bases 1 to 1293 code for a protein of 430 amino acids. The record is from RefSeq and is a predicted model, not a curated record. Gene Ontology annotation, biological process: G protein-coupled receptor signaling pathway. Gene Ontology annotation, molecular function: G protein-coupled receptor activity.